AUUGUAUUUUAUUUUUCUUAUAGUUUCAAGGGAUUGGGUAUCUCCAUACAUGCCUUUUCCCGUUACCCAUAAUCGAGAAGAUUUUCUAUAUUUUCGUCUUUAAAGAUUACCGCUGUUUAUCUGAUAUUCAGUGUAGGGUUUGUUUUUCUUUUUUCUGUUUCGGUUGUCCCCCUUUCAUAUUUAUUUAAUUCCAAAUGGAUGUUCGCUUCGAUAGCUGGUAGCAGAAAAUAUGCUCUAUUUAAGGGAUCUUUGGAGAAGGCAUAGGAGGAAGGUUUUGGUUACAGCAGGUGUUUUUGGAAGUGGGUAUUUGUUGUAUAAGCUAUAUGAUGCUCACAAACGCAGGCUUACUGAUUUGGAAAGGCAAGUUGCAAGAGAGAAGGAAAAUGAUGAAUUCAUUAAAGCCCAAAUGCAAGUCCAUUUUGACAACAUUCAACGAAUUGCUGUUACAGCAACAUUGCCUCAUGCAAUGCACUAUUUAAGUUGUCAGAUAGAUGAAGAUUUGAACCUUUCACAUCUUACAGAUAGACUGAUGAAAGGGAAGGUUCAGCCCAACAGUUUGUCUUCUUCAGAGAAACUUGAAUUAUGGGAUAGACUCAAAAUUUUAAGUUUUACUAGAAUGGUGGUGUCAAUAUGGGCAGUAACAAUUCUCAGUUUAUAUAUUAGAGUUCAAGUCAACAUUCUUGGAAAACAUUUAUAUAUCGAUACUGCAUGUGGUCUUGGAAGCUCUCAUUUACUUGAGGAUGCUGAUCCAAUUGACAGGGAUGACCAGCAAAAAUUUCUGGCAAGUGCUGACUUUCUUGCUAGUCAUGGCUUGCGAAAAUUGAUUUGCGGUAUGCAGACAGCAGCAACAGAAGUUUUGAAAGCAGAGCAGUUGAGGGAUUUCUUCAAUACUGCAAUACUUCAUCAAACUAUCAUGCAGAUACUUGACAUGUUCCUUAGCAUGGGAAGUCCUCAUCACUGGGUGGAUUGCAUGAUGCCCGAGGACCCAAGAUCACACAAGCUUGCCAAAACAUCCAGCAGUGGUGAAACAAAUCCUCUUGAGUUUACACAAUUUGAUCAACUUAUGGUUGAGACUCGAGAAGUAGUUUCAAGUGCUGAAUUUGGUAAUGUUGUUGAAUUAUCAUUAAAAGCAGUAGCGAAAGCCCUGGUGGAGGAUAAGAGCUUUCAAUCUGGAGGAGGCAGUCUAACAAACGGGAUGCCACUAGCUAGACUUUUGCCUCGAAUAGCACAGAUAUGUCCGUCUUUGGUUGAGGAACCAAGCAAAAACCAGUUUAUCAAAAUCAUACAAAAUGUUCCAGAAGUAGGGCUCUUCUUCACACUCCUCUAUUCCAGUAUGUCGGCCUCAUAGAGACCAUGUUUGUAAUCUUAAUUCACAUUUAAUUUACCAAAGGGCAUCUGCACCGAUGCAAAGAUUCUCCAAAUGGGGCUAGGUUUGAGGUUCAAAAUCAAGUUGCUGAAGGAGCUAAUGAUUAUUCCACUAGUUUGUAUUGUUUUGGGUAUCAUGUUGGUUAUUUGUUUGAAAUGUUGCUAAAAUGAAGGCUGAGAUUAAGGGGCAAGGGGCUUUACAUUUAUCAUUUGUUAUCUGCUUUGAAAUUAUAGGUGAGACCAAGUCAUCAAAGGUCAACAUGGUACCAUGUAUUUCGUUGAUAUGCUGCUUGCUUCUGCCA
Hibiscus syriacus is the source of this 1667-nucleotide messenger RNA. Its product is annotated as peroxisome biogenesis protein 3-2-like. NCBI's taxonomy places the organism in Eukaryota, Viridiplantae, Streptophyta, Magnoliopsida, Malvales, Malvaceae. Gene Ontology annotation, molecular function: protein-macromolecule adaptor activity. Gene Ontology annotation, biological process: protein import into peroxisome membrane. The coding region runs from base 230 to 1348 and encodes 372 amino acids. The transcript is spliced from 7 exons. The record is from RefSeq and is a predicted model, not a curated record. Gene Ontology annotation, cellular component: peroxisomal membrane.